GGGCAGAACCACGAGGGAACCCUGGGAGUGAAGAGUGCAGUGGCUCGUUUUGCAGGACAGAGUGAUGAUGCUUUCCCUUUCGGUCUCCGAGUUCAAGGUCGGUUAGUUCUCCCCGAGGGCAGACUUUGAAAGAGACUCCAGCCACCCCCGCCACUCCGCUACCCACCUCCCAGCGUGGCCCUAUGUCCCCUUCCCGGCCAGGGCUAGUGAGCAUGGCCAGUGUCCGCUGCAAGCUGGCUCGCUACCUGGAGGACCUGGAGGAUGUGGACCUGAAGAAAUUCAAGAUGCACUUGGAGGACUACCCACCUCAGAAGGGCUGCACUGCGCUUCCCCGGGGCCAGACAGAGAAGGCGGACCCAGUGGAUCUGGCCACCCUGAUGAUUGACUUCAAUGGGGAGGAGAAGGCCUGGGCCAUGGCUGUGUGGGCGUUUGCUGCCAUCAACCGUAGAGACCUGUAUGAGAGGGCCAAGAGGGAAGAGCCGGAGUGGGGUGAGUAUAACUCAUAUGUUUCUGUGGUAUGCCGGGCAGAAAGCCUUGAAGAGGAGUGGAUGGGUUUGUUGGGGUACCUUUCCAGAAUCUCUAUUUGUAAAAAGAAGAAAGAUUACUGUAAGAAAUACAGGAAACACGUGAGAAGCAGGUUCCAGUGUAUCGAAGACAGGAAUGCCCGUCUGGGUGAGAGCGUGAACCUCAAUAAGCGCUACACCAGGCUGCGCCUCAUCAAGGAGCACCAGAGCCAGCAAGAGCGAGAGCACGAGCUUCUGGCCAUUGGUGGGACUUUGGCCAUGACACGAGACAGCCCUGUGAGCUCUAUGAGCUUGGAGCUGCUGUUCGAGCCCGAGGACCAACAUGCUGAGCCCGUGCACACAGUGGUGCUCCAAGGCUCGGCGGGCAUUGGGAAGACAAUCCUAGCCAGGAAGAUCAUGCUGGACUGGGCAUCAGAGAAGCUCUACCAGGACAGGUUUGACUACUUGUUUUACAUCCACUGCCGGGAGGUAAGCCUUGGGACGCAGAGGAGCCUGGGGGACCUGAUAGUCAGCUGCUGCCCCGACCCCAAUCCACCCAUCAGCAAGAUUGUGAGAAAGCCAGCCAGGAUCCUGUUCCUCAUGGAUGGCUUCGACGAGCUGCAGGGUGCCUUCGAUGAGCACACGGAGGCACUCUGCACCGACUGGAGGAAGGUGGAGAGGGGAGACGUCCUGCUGAGCAGCCUCAUCAGGAAGAGGUUGCUCCCCGAGGCCUCCCUCCUCAUCACCACGAGACCCGUGGCGCUGGAGAAGCUGCAGCACCUGCUGGACCGUCCGCGGCAUGUGGAGGUCCUGGGUUUCUCAGAAGCGAAGAAGAAAGAGUACUUCUUUAAGUAUUUUGCAGAUGAGCAGCAAGCCAGAGAGGCCUUCAGGUUGACGCAGGAGAAUGAGGUCCUGUUCACCAUGUGCUUCAUCCCCCUAGUCUGCUGGAUUGUGUGUACUGGGCUGAAGCAGCAGAUGGACAGUGGCAAGGGCCUUCCUCAGACGUCCAAGACCACCACUGCUGUGUAUACCUUCUUCCUCUCCACUUUGCUGCAGUCGCGGGGAGGCUGCCCGAAGCGCCCCAUCUCUGCCAACCUGCGGGGCCUCUGCUCACUGGCCGCAGAUGGGAUCUGGAACCAGAAGAUCCUGUUUGAGGAGGGGGACCUGAGGAGCCAUGGCCUGCAGAAGGCGGAUGCAUCCGCAUUCCUGAGGGUGAACCUGUUCCAGAAGGAGGUGGACUGCGAGAAGUUCUACAGCUUCAUCCACAUGACCUUCCAGGAGUUCUUCGCUGCCAUGUACUACCUGCUGGAGGAGGAGCAGCACGGGGUAGGGGACGAGUCAAGGGGGCCUUUGGAGCCUCCCGACCGGGACGUGACAGUCCUUCUCGAAAACUACGGCAAAUUUGAAAAAGGCUACUUGAUUUUUGUUGUCCGCUUCCUCUUUGGCCUUAUAAACCAGGAGAGGACAUCCUACUUGGAGAAAAAACUGAGUUGUAAGAUCUCGCAGCAAAUCCGGCUGGAGCUGCUGAAGUGGAUUGAGGCCAAAGCCAAGGCGAGGACCCCACAGGCCCAGCCCACACAGCUGGAGCUGUUCUACUGCCUGUACGAAAUGCAGGAGGAGGGCUUUGUGCGCAGGGCCAUGGGCCACUUCCCCAGGGUCGAGGUCAGCCUCUCCACCAGGAUGGACCACGUGGUUUCUUCCUUCUGCAUAGGGAACUGUCACAACAUGGAGUCGCUGUCCCUGAGGCUGCUCCAUGACUCACCCAAGGAGGAGGAGGAGGAGGAGGAGGGGGACGGGGCUGCCCUGGGGACAGUGAAGCAAGAAGUACCUGCAGGGAGCCACCCCAGCUGCAGUUCAGGAUUGGUGAACUGCUGCUACCUUCCUCCCAGCUUCUGUCAGGGCCUCCUGUCUGUCCUGAGCACCAAUCAGAGCCUCACUGAGCUAAACCUCAGUGACAACACUCUGGGGGAUGCAGGGAUGAAGGUGUUAUGUGAGAUGCUCCAAUAUCCUGGCUGUAGGAUUCAGAGACUACGGUUGAGGCGCUGUUGCCUUUCCCAUCGGUGCUGCUUCGACGUCUCCUCCGUCCUCAGCAGCAACCAGACACUGGUGGAACUGGACCUGAGCCACAAUGGCCUGGCUGACUGCGGGGUCAGACUUCUGUGUGUGGGGCUGAGGCACAUCUUCUGCAACCUGAGGAAGCUCUGGUUGGUCAACUGCUGCCUCACAUCGGCGUGCUGCGCUCACCUUGCAUCGGUCCUGAGCACUAGCCAGUCCCUGACCAGGCUCUACUUGGGGGAAAACGCCCUGGGAGACUCGGGAGUGGGAAUCCUGUGUGAACCAGCAAAGCGUCCUCAAUGCAGCUUGCAGAAACUGGGGUUGGUGAGUUCUGGCCUCACGUCAGAUUGUUGUUCAGCUCUGUCCUCAGUGCUCAGUGCUAACCAGAAUCUCACGCACCUUUACCUACGCGGCAAUGCUCUGGGAGACAUGGGGGUCAAGCUGCUCUGUAAGGGACUCUUGCACCCCAACUGCAAGCUUCAGAUGUUGGAACUAGACAACUGCAGUCUCACCUCACACUGCUGCUGGGACCUGUCCAGGCUUCUGACCUCCAGCCAGAGCCUGCGGCAACUGAAUCUGGACAGCAACGACCUGGGUGACCUGGGAGUCAUGCUCUUCUGCGAGGUGCUGAAGCAGCAGGGCUGCCUCCUAAGAAGCCUGCAGUUGUGUAAAAUGUAUUUUAAUCAUGAUACAAUCUGCGCGUUAGAAGCACUUCAAGAAGAAAAGCCGGAGCUGACCAUCGUCUUUGAGCGUGCCCAGCCAGUGAUGGAAGCUCGGUGCCAGAACCCCCUGCUGUGCGGCCCCACCACCCGGUGCAGACGCCGAGAGCCUACCACCCGGGCUGGUGUGCGUGGGGGAGCUCGCUUGCAGGAGGCGCCUCGGAGAUGGGCUGGGGGCCAGGGCACCGAGGCCACCCAUGCAGCACGGGUCUCAUUAGAGGAUGUGUUCCUCUAGGUGACCUCAUGUA
Pteropus alecto (black flying fox) is the source of this 3525-nucleotide messenger RNA. It is a transcript of the gene NLRP3, whose product is annotated as NLR family pyrin domain containing 3. Bases 183 to 3512 code for a protein of 1109 amino acids. NCBI's taxonomy places the organism in Eukaryota, Metazoa, Chordata, Mammalia, Chiroptera, Pteropodidae. The transcript has 12 exons. Gene Ontology annotation, molecular function: DNA-binding transcription factor binding; sequence-specific DNA binding. Gene Ontology annotation, cellular component: cytoplasm; NLRP3 inflammasome complex. The record is from RefSeq and is a predicted model, not a curated record. Gene Ontology annotation, biological process: inflammatory response; negative regulation of non-canonical NF-kappaB signal transduction; negative regulation of acute inflammatory response.